UUUAUUUUUUAUUUUAUUAUUAUGAACACUUUUUUAACACCAACACAACAUUACAGGAAUGAGCAAAUUAUCUUUGGAAGUUGAAACAUGGUCGUGGUAUGGACAUCCCUGCCUUGCUUACUAUUCAUUUAUUGAUUUGAUUGGGCAAUGGUGGUGUACGUCAUACUCAAGAAAUGUUUACUUAUACAAAGGCGACCAACAUUUUGGUGGGAGGAAUUUGUGCAUAGCCCAGAGGACACCCACAACCAUGGGCAGGUUGCUGGCAGACCUCCCCAUGUACGGCACGAAAGGAAGCCAGCAUGAACUGGACUCACAGCGACCCCAGUGUGGAGAGGUUCUUGGGUCACAUGUCAUAUACAUGUAGUAGAUUAACAUAUAGAUUAUAGUUCUAAAAACUUGUUUUCUUAACUCAGAAACUGGAUAAUUUGUACCAGGAAUUAUCAAAGAGUUCAAGUGAGUUCAAUCUGGGAUUAAGAUAGACUGCCUUAAUCCGAGACUUAAUAAACACCCAAACAAGUACACUUUUAUAUGUACUCUAUGGGUGAAACAAACGUUAUCAGAAGUCCAGAAAUCAGUAUUUCUUUAGCUCUGUUUUCAGUAAUGGUUUUCAUUUCCCAUGUAUAUGUAUUUGUUCACGUGUGGAUGCAGUGGGCCUCUGCGGACGCUUUACUCUAUCAGUAUAAUAUGGAAUACGGGAGGUAACUGCUCCGUCUGUUGUUGAUGUACUUCCGGUCUUAUCAUGAACGUCUGCUGUUCGGUACUGUUGCCAUCUUGCAGAAGCCGCUUUCAUCUCUACAACAACAGCAGUCAGAAAAGCAGAAAUUGUAAGUGCAUCUCCUGAAGAGUAAGCCCAAACGCGGCGUCUUCAGAUAACGUUCGGAUUUGUCACUGAUUCCUUACAGCCAUGGUCGAUCCCAGAAUCAAGCCUAUAGUAAUCAAGGCGGGUGUCGUCACCAGAGGGUGGUUUUGCACGUGGGGAACCUUAUGUCGACAACUACAGAAGACAAAAUUAGAAAGCUGUGCAGUCAAGUUGUGGGAAGAGACAACGCUGUGGAAAGAGUAAAGAAGAUAAGAGAUUAUGCAUUCAUUCAUUUUAGAGACAGAGAUGCUGCUAUCAUGACCAUGACUAAACUUAAUGGAAUGAAUGUUGAAGGUGCUUACAUUGAGGUUGCAUGGGCAAAAGGAAGAGAGCAGGACUGGCACUUGGGUGAGGUUGAUAGAGCAUACAACAGAGGCCAGGAAGCGUUGGAAUCUUGGAAGCAGAAAGAAGUAUCAUAUGUUAAGGCUAAUCAGGACUGCCACUUGGGUGAGGUUGAUAGAGCAUACAACAGAGGCCCGGAAGCGUUGGAAUCUUGGAAGCAGAAAGAAGUAUCAUAUGUCAAGGCUAAUCAGGACUUCCACUUGGGUGAGGUUGAUAGAGCAUACAACAGAGGCCAGGAAGCGUUGGAAUCUUGGAAGCAGAAAGAAGUAUCAUAUGUCAGGGGCUAUGGCAAUGAUCCUAGUUACUCGCCUCCAUUGUAUUACAACCCGAUGUCUCCACCACCCGCAAGCAGGGCGUUGGCAGAGCGAGGUCCCAUGGGCAUCAGAAGCCUUGUGCGAGGCCGAGGGAUGAUGAGGGGGUGGGGCUUUAGGAAACAUCCAGCAGAGGUGCUCGAUGACCUUUGCCAGAAGAAUGGAUAGGGAAGUCCUGUAUACCAGCUUCAUUCUCUCAUGGGAAGGGAUGGAAGUGGUGCCCAACAGCUCUUAGAGCUCUUUUUGUACAAGAUCACCAUACCAGCUCUCGGUACUCAGUUUCCAAAUCGUAACCCAUUUACCCCAAAUAAACUGUGUUCUACUGUUGAGGGGGCAAAGGUUUUUGCAGCGGAGUACACUUUGAUGCAGUUAGGUGUGCCUCUUGAAGCCCUAGAGUACAUUAGCCCACCAUGUCCUUACACCCAGCCGAGCUAUGCCAACCACCCCGACCCACCUGUGGAACGCUUCCAACAGAUCGUGUGAAAAGCCAUGGAUGACCUACUGGUAGUUGUCGUUUUCUCUUCGAUGGUCAUUUGGCAAUCUCUACUAAUAGAGCCAGACAUUUUGACACCUGCUUUGACCGGUCUUUUCAAAGUCGAAUUAGCUGUUCAGUGC
Molecule: messenger RNA, 2127 nt
Organism: Liolophura sinensis
Lineage: Eukaryota; Metazoa; Mollusca; Polyplacophora; Chitonida; Chitonidae
Product: RNA-binding protein 47-like
Exons: 11
Coding region: 985-1680 (231 amino acids)
Molecular function (GO): RNA binding
Source: RefSeq, a predicted model, not a curated record